Westerdykella ornata is the source of this 900-nucleotide messenger RNA. RefSeq names its product 60S ribosomal protein-like protein L35. The transcript has 5 exons. The coding region runs from base 86 to 463 and encodes 125 amino acids. Gene Ontology annotation, molecular function: structural constituent of ribosome; mRNA binding. The record is from RefSeq and is a predicted model, not a curated record. Gene Ontology annotation, cellular component: cytosolic large ribosomal subunit; ribosome. Lineage: Eukaryota; Fungi; Ascomycota; Dothideomycetes; Pleosporales; Sporormiaceae. Gene Ontology annotation, biological process: translation; maturation of LSU-rRNA from tricistronic rRNA transcript (SSU-rRNA, 5.8S rRNA, LSU-rRNA).
CAGCGAGACAACUUUGACGCUUUGUGAAGACGACACGCGAUAGCCUCAUUCCACGCCUCCCGGUUCCACUAACAUUAUAGGCAAGAUGUCGACCGGCAAAGUCAAGACCGCACAGCUGUGGAACAAGUCGAAGGAGGAGUUGCAGACUCAGCUGGAAGAGCUGAAGACGGAAUUGAUCAACCUGAGGACUAGCAAGGUUGCCGGCGGCGCCUCCACCAAGCUCACCCGCAUCCACGAUGUGCGCAAGGGCAUUGCUCGCGUUCUCACCGUCAUAAACGCCAACCAGAGGGCGCAACUUCGCCUUUUCUAUAAGGGCAAGAAGUACACCCCUCUCGAUCUCCGCCCCAAGCAGACCCGCGCCAUCCGCCGAAGACUCACCAAGCACGAGGCUUCGCUCAUCACCGAGAAGGCGAAGAAGAAGCAGAUCCACUUCCCUCAGCGCAAGUACGCUGUCAAGGCAUAGACGGUGUGCCGGGGGUCUCUUUUCUCUUCCUUUAUCUGACGAAGCAUUGCAUUGCCGGGGCUUACCAGCUAGCGCUCACCAAUGUACCCUUACGUGCCAUCCCAAAAAUUUCUCCUCCGCGCUGGAAUGGACUGGAUGGAUUCGGAUGGCGAUGAUGUGGUGAUUGGGGAAUGGGCGAUAUUCUCGGGAAAUGGGUUGGCGUCCGUAUCAAGAAUACCAUGAAUCAAAAGCUUACCACUGGCAAUCGAGAUUCGGCAUGUGUUGUGGAAGCGCCCUUCAGUGACUGAGCACCCAAACGCAGGUUCCAGAGAAAGCAAAAGUGAACACAACCAACCUGGACGCUGGAUUGACGUUAUGUCUUCGCAACAAGGUCUAUGGGCGGAGACGAGAAUGGCCUUCGCGUAGGACGGCUCGUCACGUACUGAUAUUGGUUUUCC